ACUUCUUUAGCGGCGCUGAGCACUUUUUUUUGUAUGGGUAAAAACUUUCAAACUCGCGUCAGAGUCACGUGAUGCUGAUCGAAAAAGCGUAAGAUCGAGGGGAAGGGAGAGGAACUAGUAUCUCCCACUCUUUCUACCGUGCCUGAGUGUGCUGCUCUGUUUAGGCGGCACAGGGCGCUUGCGCGAAUGACCGUGUGUGUUUAUGUACAGCGUCCCACGCGUAUCCAAGGAUGGUGACAGCUGAUUGCUUGACUGUUGUGUAGUAAAUACACUGUUGUGUAUUCAUAAAUGUGAAUUGUUUUAAUUAUGGAAAUCGAACAAAGUGAAUCUAUUAAUGAAAAAAGUGAUGAUGAAGUAGUGAAAGAAAAUGAGUAAGUACUUUAUAAAUUACGAUUUGCGCCAAUUACCCCCUGUAAAAGCCACACCGAUCUUCAAGCAAAUUAAAAAAAAAAUUACUGGUGAAUCAAUUUGGCGUAAAUUUCAUCAAUUCGAACUCAAUAAGGUAAUGCGCCAAGAAAAUAGACUCUUUUCUGCCAUUUUGACAAAAAUCGGUGAUGGUUCCAUUGUAACAGAAGAAGAAUUAAAUAUGAUAGAAUCCAGAUUUGUAACUAAAGAACACGCACAAGCAGAAUGUCCGGAAGGAACUAGACUUAUGUUUACAAAUAAUAAGGUUAACGAAUACAACAGUACAGUUUUGAACAGUUUUGAAAAUAAAAUUGUUUCAUUGGCAUCGGAUGUUUUCAUUGGUUGUCAUAAUGCAGAGCAAGAAAAUUUUGUAAGACAGAAGUUACAUAAGAUGAAACCGGACGAGACUGGUGGAUUACCUUAUGAACUAGUUCUAGUUCCUAACCGACCCUAUAUGAUAACUAUAAACAUAGAUGUAGCUGAUGGUUUAUCUAAUGGCACUGUAGGGAAAUUACUACUCAUAGAAUAUGAUAAAUAUGAUGAAAUCACAAGACUUUGGUUCAAAUUUUCAAAAUCCGUUGGUCAAAAACGUGUAGCAAAAUUUAGAAGCGACAUUGCACGCUUGGAAAUCGACAAAGACGCUGUUCCAAUUUCUUUACAAUCAUCGUCAAUACCACUCAACAAAAAUAAAACUAUAGUGGCAAAAAGAAAACAUUUUCCGCUGAUUUCGGCUUUGGCAAUGACAAUUCACAAAUCCCAAGGAGGUACUUUCGAUGCUAUUGUUUAUGAAUACAAUGGUUCUCAUUCAAGAGAAUUGGUGUACGUUGCGUUAUCAAGAGUAACUAGUAUAGAAGGUUUGUUUUUAGUCACUGAAGAAAACGCAAGGACGAGCUGGAAAUUUCAUCAUGGCAGAGUAGGAAACGCACAGGUGGAAGAGUCAGACGCAACAAAAAAUCAAAAGAGGUCAUCAACUCAUCGACAAGAUUUAUCAGUUGAAUUAAAACGAUUACGUGAAAAUCCUUUGCAAACUAUCACCAAAACACUUCUAGAUUUUAUUUCUAAGAAUAAUAGAUUGUCUAUUUUUCCAUUCAACUGUCAAAGCUUACGUGCGCAUGUAGAUGAUCUAGCAAUUGACGCUCUUGUUAAAAAGAUGAAUGUGCUAAUUUUAUCAGAAACUCAUAUGGGUAACGAUGAAAUAAUUGAGAUUCCGAAUUUCAACUAUGUUGCGAGUUUAAGAAGAAAUUAUCGUCCAGCGGGAGGAGUAGCUAUAUAUCAAAAUAAGAACUCAAUUCAUUAUUGCACAAAUUAUAUGGAUGUGCAUGUGAAAUACAAUAGCAUGUUUAAAGCUACUGUUUCUGAUGUUGGUGAUAUUUGUAUAAGUCGUUGCCACUCUGGUGAUAACUUUUUCGGCGAAAAGAGAGUCCUCUUCGAUGGAGUGUUUAACAAAAUAGAUUUUGGUUACAUAGAAGCUCUUCACCAAUUACAGAAAGAAAUAGGUCUUCACUUUGCUAACAAAUUAACGUUUCGCCAUAUUAAUUACGUCAAACAGAAAAUGAAAGUAAAACUGGCGUCACAGUUACUAUCACGUUCAGUAGCUACAGCAAUAGAGUAUUGUGAACAAAAUUUAAAAUUACCACAGUUUCAAAAUUCAAAAACAACUGUCACGUUUAUCACCCACGUUAAUGACAUAUUUGACAUAUUUAAUUCAAGAAACUUUUUGAACUUUGGAUUUAAAAAACCUCUUUGCAAGCAAAAUAAAGACAAAAUUUUUAAUAAACUAGAUCAAAUUUACUAUUAUUUUCGCAACCUAAAAUUUUUAAAUGGUUCUCCGGUAAUAUAUUCACUAAGAAAAUUAGGAAUACUUGGUUUCUUGAUAAACAUAAGAUCUUUAAAGUGUCUUUAUGUUGAUUUUAUUGAAAAAGGUGCAUUGAAAUUUAUCCAUUUUUAUAAAUUAUCUCAGGACCACCUCGAAGUUUUUUUCAGUGCUGUUAGAUCUCGUGGUGGAUUUAAUAAUAACCCUACCCUUAGAAGUUUUAUUUCUGCAUACAAGCGUUUGCUUUGUCACACUGAAAUAAAAACUUCCGAAAGUGGCAACUGCCUGGCUUUAGAAGAUAUAACGAUUCUAUCGAACUCAAAAUUGACUACUGACCAGCAAAUUAAUACAUCUUUGACAUAUAAUAAAAUAACAAAGGAGUUUUCGUUAUCUCAAGAAACCGAAAAAGAAAAUGAUUUUGAUGACUAAUAUAUAUACCACAAUGAAGACACACUAUCAAAAACUAUAAAAAAUGUCGUAGAGUAUAUAACAGGGUUUGUCGUAAAAAAAAUAAAAAUAAAAAUUUCUUGCGAAGAGUGCUGCAAUGCGUUACAGUCCUCCCGUCAAUGUAGUAGCCAAGAAUCCUUCAUAAACAAAAGAGACUUUUCAUCUAAGGCUGAUCAAGGCUUUUUAACAUACCCUUCAAAAGAUGUGAUACAACUUUGUCUAAAAAUAGAAAAAUUUAUUCGUGAAAAUGAAAAAAAUCACUCAAGCUAUUGGGAAAUCUACAAUUUGCAAAGCGGUACUUCUUAUAUUAGAAGAUAAUUCCGGCUUAUUUUCGAGUUUGGAAAACCACAAUUUGGACCAAGAUAUUUUAAGUGGUCAUAGGUAUUUAAUAAUGAAAUACGUUAUAGAAAUUUACUUUGACAUUCGACUUAAGUAUGAAUGUAAACUUAAUAAUUUAGGAAAGGAAACUGUAAGGAACCAGUUUAAUAAGAUUGUUCUGUUUAAAGGUCAAUAAAUUAAGAAGCAAUGAAAAAAGUUGUUUUUUUUAUUAAUGCAUUUUUUUUUACAUAAUGUCAUAAUUAUAAUCUGGACAAAAACAGUCUAU
This is a messenger RNA of Pieris napi, 3269 nucleotides long. RefSeq lists its product as uncharacterized. The record is from RefSeq and is a predicted model, not a curated record. Lineage: Eukaryota; Metazoa; Arthropoda; Insecta; Lepidoptera; Pieridae. Bases 368 to 2647 code for a protein of 759 amino acids. The transcript has a single exon.